Phaedon cochleariae (mustard beetle) is the source of this 1636-nucleotide messenger RNA. The record is from the annotation of a GenBank genome assembly. Lineage: Eukaryota; Metazoa; Arthropoda; Insecta; Coleoptera; Chrysomelidae.
AAAAUGAAACGUCACUUAGUCAAAUAGUCACUUCUGUUCUGACAAGUCUCUGUGCUACUGAGCUGUGUGUAUGGAUUUGCGGAAUUGAGAUUGAUUAAAAUUUAUGGAAUCUUUUAUUAUUAAGGUGCUUCAUGAUAGUGAAAUGUUACGGAAACAUUCAUAUUCAGAUUGAGGGAAUAGAUUGACCUCCAGUUUCACAAAAUGAUUGGAGGCUUAUUUGUCUACAACCACAAGGGAGAAGUCCUCAUCUCCAGAGUGUAUAGAGAUGAUAUUGGUAGAAAUGCUGUUGAUGCUUUUCGGGUUAAUGUUAUACAUGCAAGACAGCAAGUCAGAUCACCUGUUACUAAUAUAGCUCGUACCUCUUUUUUCCAUAUCAAGAGAGCCAAUAUAUGGAUUGCAGCAGUAACAAAGCAAAAUGUUAAUGCUGCUAUGGUCUUUGAGUUCCUCCUCAAAAUCAUUGAGGUUAUGCAGUCUUAUUUUGGGAAAAUUUCUGAAGAAAAUAUCAAGAAUAACUUUGUGCUGAUCUAUGAACUACUUGAUGCUUCAACUAAUAAUGAAUACUAUUUGACACUAUUAGACAUUUAUCUCAGUUUUGAUAAUAAACUGAACUCAAAUUUAAUUCAACUACAACUUUCAGAAAUUCUUGAUUUUGGGUAUCCCCAGAAUACUGAUACUGGUGUGUUGAAAACAUUCAUCACUCAACAAGGUAUCAAAUCUGCCACUAAAGAGGAACAAGCUCAGAUCACCUCUCAAGUUACUGGGCAAAUUGGGUGGCGUAGGGAAGGCAUAAAAUACCGGCGAAAUGAACUGUUUCUUGAUGUUUUGGAAUAUGUAAACUUGUUGAUGUCACCUCAAGGUCAAGUGCUCUCUGCUCAUGUGGCUGGUAAAGUAGUGAUGAAAUCUUACUUAUCUGGAAUGCCGGAAUGCAAAUUCGGGAUAAACGAUAAGAUUGUUAUGGAGGCCAAAGGCAAAGGCAGUCUGGGCACUACUUCUGAUCCAGAUCCGGCUAGGUCUGGAAAACCAGUCGUGGUUAUUGAUGAUUGCCAGUUCCACCAAUGUGUGAAACUCAGUAAAUUUGAAACAGAACAUUCCAUUAGCUUUAUUCCUCCUGAUGGAGAAUUUGAACUCAUGAGAUACAGAACAACAAAAGACAUAUCGCUGCCCUUCAGGGUGAUACCCUUGGUUCGUGAAGUUGGCCGUACAAAAAUGGAAGUCAAAGUUGUUCUGAAGAGCAACUUCAAGCCCUCGCUCUUAGGCCAGAAAAUCGAGGUGAAAAUUCCAACACCGCUGAACACGUCUGGGGUUCAGUUGAUCUGCCUGAAGGGCAAGGCUAAAUAUAAGGCAUCUGAAAAUGCCAUAGUAUGGAAAAUCAAAAGAAUGGCAGGAAUGAAAGAAACCCAACUCUCCGCCGAGAUCGAGCUUCUGGAAACUGACACGAAAAAGAAGUGGACUCGCCCGCCCAUCUCUAUGAACUUUGAAGUACCGUUCGCCCCAUCUGGAUUCAAAGUGAGGUAUUUGAAGGUGUUUGAACCGAAGCUCAACUAUUCCGAUCAUGAUGUCAUCAAGUGGGUCAGAUACAUCGGCAGGAGCGGACUCUACGAGACUAGAUGUUGAAUAUCUUAUAGGCUAUCGAAUA